AUAUUCAAUUGCAAUUGCCAUUCCUCUCUUUCCUUCUCCCAUUUCUAACCGUUCCUUCUCUCUCUUCCGUGCCGUUUCCUGGAAAAUUCAUCUCAAGAAUUUUCCCGGAGAAAAGGCAUCUUCAUCAUUUACUCAAUUCAUUUAUCUCCAAAAUUAUCUAGCCACUGCUACUGCUUGAUCGUUUGUUGAUACAAUUUUGUGUAUUAAGUAGUUACGUGAUUUUCUUAGGUUCAAUUUGAAAAUUGCUGUGGAUAAUUUUGAUUGGAAUUGGGAGUAGAGAUGACAACGAGUCAAGGAGGAGGACCGUCGUCGAGGAGGAGCUCGAUGUCGUUGACGAGCACGACAUCUAACUUGAAGAAGAAAACAGCGGGUGAUAUUAAUGGUGGAGGAGGAGGACAACCUGAUUCCGCUCCUCGAAAGUCCAUGUCGUCGUCUCGUUCCAUGGGAUUGACCGGAGAGCGGACAGUGAAGAGACUGCGACUGUCGAAAGCCCUAACAGUACCUGAUACUACAAGUAUUUAUGAAGCUUGCCGCAGGAUGGCUGCUCGCAGAGUUGAUGCUUUAUUGCUAACUGACUCAAAUGCAUUACUAUGUGGUAUCCUGACAGAUAAGGACAUAGCAACAAGGGUUAUUGCUCGUGAAGUUAAUACUCAGGAAACACCAGUUUCAAAGGUUAUGACAAAAAAUCCAGUUUUUGUGCUUUCUGACACACUAGCUGUAGAAGCCUUGCAGAAAAUGGUGCUAGGAAAAUUUAGGCAUUUGCCAGUUGUGGAAAAUGGAGAGGUCAUUGCUUUGCUUGAUAUAGCAAAAUGUCUUUAUGAUGCUAUUGCUCGACUUGAAAGGGCAGCUGAGAAAGGAAAGGCCAUUGCAGCUGCUGUUGAGGGAGUUGAAAAGCACUGGGGCUCAUCUGUUUCUGGUUCUAAUACAUUUAUUGAAACACUUCAGGAGCGGAUGUUCAGGCCUUCACUGUCAACCAUCAUCUCUGAGAAUUCAAAGGUUGUUAUAGUUGAACCAAGUGAUACUGUUUUAGCGGCAGCAAAAAAGAUGCUUGAAUCUCGAACAAGCUCUGCUAUAGUAAUGGUUGACAACAAACCACGAGGAAUUUUAACGUCAAAAGACAUGUUGAUGCGAGUCGUAGCUCAAGAUCUUUCCCCUGAGUCCAUUCUCGUUGAGAGGGUAAUGACCCCUAGUCCAGAAUGUGCUACAACAGAUACACCUAUUGUUGAUGCUUUACAUACAAUGCAUGAUGGCAAAUUUUUACACCUUCCUGUGGUUGAUAAAGAGGGAACGGUAGUUGCUGUCCUUGAUGUUCUUCAUAUCACUCAUGCAGCUGUAGCCACGGUGGGAAAUGCUGCUGGAGCGAAUAAUGAAGCUGCAAACACUAUGAUGCAAAAAUUUUGGGAUUCAGCUAUGGCGUUGACUCCGGAUGAUGAUGAAGAGACACCGAGCGAGGGUUCACAAAAAUUAGCUUCUGAAGGUGCAGAAACAGGAAGAUCAAUUCCCUAUCCUCCGGCAAGCCUGCCAAAUACUUUUGCUUUCAAGAUUCAAGAUCGAAAGGGAAGGAUGCACAGAUUCAACUGUGAUAUACGGAGCAUGACAGAUCUCAUAACUUCAAUCAUUCAGAGAAUGGGCGACGACAUUGACCGGAACAACCUUCCGCAGAUUCUGUAUGAAGAUGAAGAUCAUGACAAGGUUAUUCUAGCAUCAGAUAGUGAUCUUAUAACAGCAGUUGAACAUGCAAGGUUGUCAGGUUGGAAGGGAUUAAGAUUGCAUUUAGACUAUUCAGGAACGCCUGGCCGGAGGAGAGGUUCGCAGUCCGAAAGUUUGGAUUAUGCUCAUCCAGAAACUGCAUGGGCUUCAGCCUAUACCGCUGUAGCAGCUGGUGCUGCAUUAGCUGCGAGUUUAGGUUUAUUUGCUUUCUUAAGGAGAUCCAGUGAAUGAUCACAUCGAAGUUGCCACUUGAUAUACUCUGCACCAGGAGCAGCAGAUUGGAAAUAUUAAUGGGUCAGUUUGAUUUGUAUUGUGCUAUAGGAUUUGGAUCGGUAGCUCUAAAUUUUGGAGUCCAUUUUAUAUUUUGCCUGGAAGCUGAAUUUGCAGGUGUCACUGGUUUAUAGUGCUGAGAAUUGUGUCCCCUACACCCUUUGUAAUUAGCUCUCUGACCUAAGCAAAUUUUAGUUCCCGGAGUGUAACAGAAUUCAGGUGAUCAUAUCUGCAUUGAUAUUUAUGCACAGAUAUUUUGCGAAACAAAUUUGUUUGUGCUUGUAAUGACAAACUUACAUUUAUUGUUCAUGUCAGUGAAAAGGGGAAAAAAACAGAUUGGUUGAA
Molecule: messenger RNA, 2325 nt
Organism: Nicotiana tabacum (common tobacco)
Lineage: Eukaryota; Viridiplantae; Streptophyta; Magnoliopsida; Solanales; Solanaceae
Product: CBS domain-containing protein CBSCBSPB1
Molecular function (GO): protein binding
Source: RefSeq, a predicted model, not a curated record